AUGAACAGAGGCUUCUCCUCUCUCCUUUUAAACGAUUGCAGCAAACAGCUGCGAACUUCUCUCCUUCCCCACAGCUUCCCAGAGAGACACCCCAUCUACUACCCAGCAGCAGCAGCAGCAGCAGCAGCAGCGGCAGCAGCAGCAGCAGCAAACAGAACCGCAGCGACACCAGAAGCAUCAUCAAGAGCAACAUCCAAAGCGUUUGCAACAGCAGCAAAAGCAGCAGCAGCAAAAGCAAGCGCUGCCCCUCUCUUCACCUCACCUCUUCGGCAUUCCUUCCUGUUGCAGCAGCAGCAGCAGCAGCAGCAACAGCAACAGCAGGGACAACAGCAACUGCAGGAACAGCAGCGGCAACCUGAGCAGCAGCAGGAACCGCAGCAGCAGCACCACCAGCAGCAAGACCAGCGGCCGCACCUACAGCAGCAGCAGCAACAGCAGCAACAGCAACAGCAACAGCAGCAGCAGCAGCAGCAGGACUUGAAGAUGAGUGAACCAUUGGUUGUGGGGGGAAAGCCCCUUAGUAGCGACGAAAUUUGUGCGUUUGUCUUCGGCUCUGGCGGCUUUUCGAUUGGAGGAGCGGCAGCAGGAGGCAGCAAAAGCAGCAGCAGCAGCAACAGCAGCAGCAGCAGCAGCAGCAGCAGCAGCAGCACUCUGACUAACGGGUGUGCUAAGGCCAAACACAGCAGCAGCAGCAACAGCAGCAAGGCGUCGCUGCGCGUUGCUGAUAUCCGUCAAUGCUUACCUUCGCAUGCAUCUCUCUCUCAGCAGCAGAUUUGCUGCUUGCAGCAGCCAGCUGCUGCAUUAUCUGCUGCAGCAGCACGUGCUGUUUGUUUGCUGCGAGGUUUCUCUCUUCAAAAGAGCGGAGUACGGCUGGAGCUGCUACAAGGCUUAGGUGCUGCUGCAGCAGCAGCAGCAGGAGGAGCAGCAGCAGAAGCAGCAGCAGCAGCAGCAGCAGCAGCAGCAGCAGGGGAGAAUGAAUUGCUGCUGCCCCGCUGCGGCCCUGGAGGCUGGGGGCAGCGUGUACGCCCGUGUCUGUCUUCUUUGUUGUGUGCAGCAGCAGCAGCAGCAAACGUAGAAGCUGUCUCCUUCGAGGAGAUGUCUCUGUUUUUAACUCAAGGUGCUGAGGCAGCAGGGCGUUCAUUAGUUGCUGCUCGUGCAUGCGCUGCAGCAGCAACCCUUGCGACUUGCUGCGCUGCAGCAGCAGCAGAAGUGCUGCUGCUACCACUGGACAGUAUUAACAACAGCUUGAAGGAAUUAGCAGCAGCAUACAGCAGCAGCCUUGUACCGCAGCAGCUAGGAAAUCUGCUGCAUGAUUGUAAGCUGCAGCAGCAGCGACGGAGUCUACAGGAAUGCAGCUCUGCUGUUGCUGCUUUUAUCGAGACAGCAGCAGCAGCAGCAAGCCUUCAGGGCCCCGUUCAAAUGCUGCAGUCAGUUGCUGCUAAUGCAUGCAGAAAGGAGGUUCUUGGACCCAAGUCUCUUGCUGCUGUUGCUCCGGAAGCUGCUGCUGCUGCUGCUGCUGCGCUGCAGCAAGCAGCAGCAGCGGAGCAAGGGAGCCCCGCAGCAGCUGCUGCAGCAGAAGCGGUCCUUCAAGCAGCAGCAGCAGCAGCAGAAGCAAUCGAAUUGCCUAUGGGGGGCGCUACUUCUCCGUUUGCUGCUGCAGCAGCAGCUACAGAGUUUGCUGCUCGUGCGUUGCUGCAGGCAGAGCUAAAGCUGCUGCAGGAGACCGUCCACAUGGCUCAGCAGCAGCAGCAGCAGCAACAGCAGCAACAGCAGCAGGAAGACUUUGUGCUGCCUGAAUCUUUGUCCAGCGAGGCGGAGUACUUGGGUACGCGAGAAGAGAUGAGGUUAACUGCAGCAGGAGUAGCAGCAGCAGCAGCAACAGUGCAGCAGCUGCAGCAAGCUGCAGCGGAGGUUGAGCUGCGCGGUCUUCACAUAAGCAAAGACAGCAACAGCAGCAGCAGCAGCAACGGAGCGGUGUUUGCGUCUCUAUCUGCUGUAGAAGACAUUUGCUGCUUGUUGCAGCAGGCUUUGGGGCUGCAUGCAGGUUUGCUGCUGCAGUGUGUUGAGGCUAGAGAUGUAGAUACACUGUACGAAGCAGCAGCAAAAGUACUGAAAGGAAAGAAGCAGCCAGCAUUGCGUCUCGCUGUAACAAAGGGAGUGAGGGACUUUGUGGUGCUGCUGCGGUCAGUAGCUGCUGAACUGUCUCCUUCUCUGUCUCCAAAUGCUGCUGUUGCUGCAGCAGCAACAACCUUCUCGACAGUGCCCCUAGUUUCAUGCGUGCAACCUAUCAGCAGCAGCAGCAGCAGCAACGGCGGCAGCAGCAGCAACGGCAUCAUCAGCAGCAGCAGCAGCAGCAGCAAGAAGGACAUGAGGAAGAGCAGCAGCAGGAGCUGGCUGCAGCUGGAGACAACAUUAGCAGAUAUAUGUGCAGGGGCUAAUGUACUAAGAAGGCUCCCAAAGAUUGCGAAGGGGACAGUUGAUCGAUUUGGCUGCUGUUUAAUAUCUCGCGAGUUGCUGCUGCAGCAGAUAAUUUGCUGCUUCUUGCAGCACGGGGCUUUACCUUUAGAUACACCUGUAUUUGAGUUAAAAGAAACAUUGCUAGGAAAGUAUGGAAGUGAAGCAGCUAAACUUGUCUACGAGUUAAGCAAUCAAGGGGGCGAACAGCUAUGUCUUAGAUACGACUUAACAGUACCUUUAGCAAGAUAUAUAGCUAUGAAUGGGAUCUCAAAGCUCCGCAGGUUUCACAUCGGAAAAGUAUAUAGAAGAGAUGAGCCUCAAUUAAAUAAAGGUAGAUUUAGAGAGUUCAUGCAGUGUGAUUUUGAUAUAGCUGGGGAGUCAUCACCAGUAAUGCUGGCUGAUGCAGAGUGUGUUGCGCUGCUGCUGCAGCUGCUGCAGCAAAUGCAGCAGCUUAUAGGCCCUUUCUUAUUAAAAAUCAAUACAAGAAAAUUGCUAGAUGGAGUGCUAGCUGCAUGCGGUGUUGCUGCAGCAGACUUUGCGUCUGUAUGCUCUUCUAUAGAUAAGUUAGACAAAGAACCCUGGUCUGCUGUUGCUGCUGAGCUGCAGCAGCAAAAAGGUUUAUCUGCUGCUGUUGUAGAGAAGCUAGAAAGAUAUGUAUGUAAGAAGGGGACUGUAUCAGAGAUGCUGGUGGAGCUGCAGCAAGAUAAAGAACUGAUGUCGGAGCCUGCAGCAGCAGCAGCAGCAGCAGAUUUCUCUCAACUUCAGGUGUAUCUGCAUGCACUUGAUAUUGAGAAACUUAUUCAGUGGGAAUGGAGUCUUGCAAGAGGUUUAGAUUAUUAUACAGGUAUUAUCUUUGAGGCUGUGCUGCUGCUGCCAGAUGGUAGCUGCAGCAGCAGCAUUGCAGGGGGCGGCAGAUAUGAUAAUCUUGUCGGUAUAUUCUCAAGCAAGACUGUUCCAGCAGUAGGAUUUUCUCUAGGAGUUGAAAGGCUAUUUGCAUUAGUAGAGCAGAAGAUCUCUGCUCUCCAGACACAAGCUGAUGCUGCUGAUGCUGCUGCUGCUGCUGCACUCACUGCCUCUACCAACAGCAGCAGCAGCAGCAGCAGCAGCAGCAGCAGCAGCAGUGGAGGAGGAGAGGGGUUGAGGCUGGAGACUAGGAAGGACUUCACCGAUAUUCUCGUCUGCAAUAUUGGAAAGGGAAUGCUGCCGUAA
Eimeria acervulina is the source of this 3666-nucleotide messenger RNA. RefSeq names its product histidyl-tRNA synthetase, putative. Gene Ontology annotation, cellular component: mitochondrion. The record is from RefSeq and is a predicted model, not a curated record. Bases 1 to 3666 code for a protein of 1221 amino acids. Lineage: Eukaryota; Apicomplexa; Conoidasida; Eucoccidiorida; Eimeriidae. The transcript has a single exon. Gene Ontology annotation, biological process: mitochondrial translation.